GGCCAAUUAACUGACUCGACUCCACUUUUUGUAAAAUUUUCAAAUGGAAAUAGAAAUGACUGUUGAUUUAUAUUUUCAACAAUUACCAUGUGAUUCAGACAAUUUCUAUACUCACCACCGAGCGAAAAGUUCGAAAACUCGUGAAUCUGAUCGUGGAUACCUCGAGCUCGAGAACACUCGAGAAUCUCGAGAUCAGCUGGUCCAGCGACAACGCCAAGAUCGGCAAAAUUCGCAAAAAUCGCAAAAUCACGAGCACGAAAUAACAAAGUGAUAACAGAUGAAAGAUGAUCGUCACCGUCUCAUAGGGCCAUGAAAACGCGCAAGCGCAAUACAAAGAUCGGACUUGUGAACGCGGAAUACUAAUGUUGUUUUCAUCAUCAUAGACGCUGUAUGUCUAUGACCGGGAUAAUCGGCGGGAAGGCGGGGGGAAGGGGGUUGUUGCGUGCGCGGGGAGGAGUUGCGUCGUCGCGUGUCGCGUGCGGGAGGAGUGAAGGAAUUCGGCGUAUUCCCACGAAUCCCACGAGAUCGGAGUAAUUCAGUCGAGGAGGUAACCGCGCCAACCGUGGAAUAUCUUGGCGAUUGUUUUCGCACGACGCGGAUCCGCCUCGCGCGGAUAUAACAUCGUAAUGGCGACGCCGACCAACAGCAGCGGUAACCUCGUCGACGAGUUCGAGGAAUCGUUUCAGCAAUGUUUGAGUAUUUUGACUAAGGACGAGGGAUUGGGCAACAGCGGUACUGGUGCGUCUGGUGGUAUGACAGUGGAUAAAGACGAAGGUCGCGCGGAAAUGGAACAAGCCACCAUGAGGUUUAUAGACCUGGCCAGGCAGAUGGAGGCUUUCUUCCUGCAAAAGAGAUUUCUUCUGUCUGCGCUGAAGCCCGAGCUGUUGGUCAAGGAAGAAAUCAACGAGCUGAAAUUGGAGUUGGGGCGGAAGGAGGACCUGAUAAAAAGACAUAACGACAAGAUCGCCGUCUGGCAGAAUAUGUUGUCGGAUUUGCAGGGAUGGGCGCAGUCCCCUGCUCAAGGGCCAGCACCCAGUGGCUUACCCAAUGGAAAUCAAAGCGGGCAGAAUCAGCAGGCGCAGAGUGGCAGCGGUAAUGCCUCGAUGCAGCAACAACAGCAAAUACUGCAGCAUCAGCAGCAAUUGCAACAGCAAUUGCAGCAGCAGCAGCAGCAGCAGCAAC
Messenger RNA from Wasmannia auropunctata (little fire ant), 1182 nucleotides. It is a transcript of the gene MED28, whose product is annotated as mediator of RNA polymerase II transcription subunit 28. The record is from RefSeq and is a predicted model, not a curated record. Lineage: Eukaryota; Metazoa; Arthropoda; Insecta; Hymenoptera; Formicidae. The annotation marks the transcript as partial. The transcript has 3 exons. Gene Ontology annotation, cellular component: mediator complex.